This is a messenger RNA of Colletotrichum truncatum, 225 nucleotides long. Its product is annotated as cytochrome c oxidase copper chaperone. The record is from RefSeq and is a predicted model, not a curated record. Gene Ontology annotation, biological process: mitochondrial respiratory chain complex IV assembly. NCBI's taxonomy places the organism in Eukaryota, Fungi, Ascomycota, Sordariomycetes, Glomerellales, Glomerellaceae. Gene Ontology annotation, cellular component: mitochondrial intermembrane space. Gene Ontology annotation, molecular function: copper chaperone activity; copper ion binding.
AUGGCCUCUCAAGCUUGCGAAUUGCCGUCCAUCUCGACUCCGGCCGCCGCGCCAGCCGCUGCUGAGCAAACCUCUAAACCCAAGCCUUGCUGCGUGUGCAAAGAGGAAAAGGCUAAGCGCGACGAGUGCAUGCUCUUCUCCAAGGCUGCCGACCCUGCCAAGGACUGCGUGUCCAUGAUCGACCAAUACCGGAGCUGUAUGAAGGGCUUUGGCUUUACGGUAUAA